GGAGAAGACAAGAUGGCGGCUUGUUGGUGGCGGCACGUCAAUCCGCAAACAUCUAUAACGAAUUGCCUUUAAAACUCUCGUCUCGCCGGUAUUACCACGUAAAUAAAUCCCGAAUCGAUUGUAGAAACCAAACGGAGGUCCGAUUAUCUCGAGUGCGAGAGAAUUUUUCACGACCAUGGUUGCCGAGAAGUCGACCGUUUACGUUCCGAGUUAACUUAGAAAAAUAACAGAAGAUAAGAGGAAUUUUGACGAUAACUUGCCCAACCAUGGCAUUCUUCGACGAUAGAAAAUACUUACUUUCUCAUAUUCGUCAUUCUUACAUAAUAUCAGAUGACACGGGAAUGUGUGAGAUGGUAAUGAUGAACGAAGUCGUGAAUGACAAGGCCAUCAGGGUCCAGCAGGAUGAGAAUUUAAGUAACAUCUUAGACUACUAUGACAAUGCCAUUGAAUCUGAUUUACUGGAAGUGGGCCAGUCUUACGACAUCGUAUCCGACAUGGCUUUAAUCGGAGCGCACAGAUGUAGAUCAAACACUGCACAGAGACUGGAAAGAUUAAAAAAGGAAAGAAAAAAUCAAGGAAAAAUUAAAAAUAUUCAAUGGAAAGAAAAUACUUCAAAUAUAAGCUCAGAAGAGCUUGUGCAGCUGUUUCCCAGAAAAGAUUUAACGACUCAGAAGAAACCAGAUAAAGUCAGGAGUUCGCUUUCUGAUCAACUUGAAAAAUUUCCGCAAAUUCCAAAUAAUCCUUUUAACGAAUAUGCAAGAUUUGAUGGAAAGAUCAGUGAAGAUGCACAGACCAAAAGGAUUGUUAUAUUUUUGAUGAUGUUACCACCAGAUGUCAGAGCUUAUCCCAUGGAAGUUAUUACAUUGACGAGUGCUAGAGUCCAAGACUUAAUUGGACUGAUCUGUUGGCAAUACACUAAUGAAGGAAGGGAACCAAAAUUAAAGCCGAGCGUAGCGCAUUACUGUUUGAGAAUAGCCGAGGAGAAUGGCGACGUCGAUGAAGACUUUCCCAGUCUGAAUCCAAAGGAGCCAGUUGCCAAAUUUGGCUUUCCCGUUCUAGCACUGGUAGAGAAAGAAAAAGAAGCAGACGGAAGACCUGUGGUUACUGUAAAUAUUGCAGAUGGUUUUUCAAAGAUUCAACUUCCUGAUUUAAAUGUAACAUUAAGAGAAGUUUUAGAACAGACAUUGAGACACAGAAAAGGAAUGGCAAAAUUCAAAGGUCCUGAAUUUCGAUUAGAGAAACAAGAAGAACCAGGAAUCCCUGUAAAUCUUGAUUUAACUGUUGGUGAUGCUGGAACAUUAGAGUUUUGUCUUGUUUGGGAAAAUGAAAGUUCUAAUAAUGGAGAAAUGGAUGAGUGGGAUAGUCAGCAUAUGACUGCAAUGGAAGCUCCUCUAUACCAAUCCUAUACUGUAUUUAUGAUUCAUAAAUUAGGAAGAAAUACUGAAGUACAACUUGGUAUAUCUGGUGAAAAGGUUGAAAUCAAUCCUCUUCCACAGAAAGGUACCGCAAAAUUACUAACUAGACAGCAGAAAGCCGUUACCUAUUACAUGGAAAACAUUGCGGCAUGCGAAAUGAUCAAUAGAAAAUACAGUGUAGGAAAAGCUGUAUUUAAACUUGUGUAUCAUAAUGGACAAGACUUCAAAAAUCAUAUCUUUGAAACAAACAGUAUAACUGCCCUAGAAAUAGUCAAAAAGUUGCAAUAUAUUUUAGAAAUGCAUUACAGUACUGCUCAGAAAGAAUAUAUUGCUCUUAAAGAACAGAAACUGUUCAGGAAACAGCAGUGAAAAUACUUAAGAAUUGACUUGAUGAAUCAUGUAAAUAAUUCAUUAGAAAAUAAAAUAUGUUUAUAUUUUCCUUAAA
Centruroides sculpturatus (bark scorpion) is the source of this 1860-nucleotide messenger RNA. It is a transcript of the gene Sin1, whose product is annotated as target of rapamycin complex 2 subunit MAPKAP1-like. Gene Ontology annotation, cellular component: TORC2 complex; plasma membrane; cytoplasm. The transcript has 11 exons. Bases 267 to 1784 code for a protein of 505 amino acids. Gene Ontology annotation, biological process: TORC2 signaling. Gene Ontology annotation, molecular function: phosphatidylinositol-4,5-bisphosphate binding. The record is from RefSeq and is a predicted model, not a curated record. Lineage: Eukaryota; Metazoa; Arthropoda; Arachnida; Scorpiones; Buthidae.